Parasteatoda tepidariorum (common house spider) is the source of this 2650-nucleotide messenger RNA. It is a transcript of the gene Rab11, whose product is annotated as RAS oncogene family member Rab11. Gene Ontology annotation, molecular function: GTP binding; GTPase activity. The record is from RefSeq and is a predicted model, not a curated record. NCBI's taxonomy places the organism in Eukaryota, Metazoa, Arthropoda, Arachnida, Araneae, Theridiidae.
GCAUGGUGGCAUUGAUUCUUUACGAAAGAACGGCCAUAUUGAGAAGUUUUCGAAUGCGCUGUGGAUUUUACAAACUGUCACAAAGGACUGAAUGAAAGUGAAAGAAUUUCUCAUGUAGCAGAUAAUUCCUCUCUCUGUGAUCCACUGUACUCUAUUGUGUGAGCCUGUUAUUAACUGCUAUGACUUUUCAAUUAGUUUAAUUGCAUUAAACUACCGGAAAACGUUUACUACAGCGCACGGUUAUCACCAAUAGAACACCUGCAAAACGCCCAGAUCGCAGUGUCAUAACUAGUAUUUGUCAGAACUUCGGCUCUCAAUUAAUAAUUGCUCGUAGUGUCGGCAACUUAGAUUUGUGAACAAUCUCCCAUAUAUUUUGCCACUACUUGCUGUGAAUACAGUUUGACUUAUUUGUUUAUUUUUGAUCCAAUAAUACAACUGACGUAGUAAAAUUAGAAAUGGUUACCACAAAGGAUGACGAAUAUGAUUAUUUAUUUAAAGUUGUCUUAAUUGGGGAUUCUGGUGUCGGAAAGACAAAUCUUCUAUCUCGUUUCACAAGGAAUGAAUUCAGUUUAGAAAGUAAAAGUACGAUUGGUGUAGAGUUCGCAACUAGGAGUAUUCAAGUUGAUGGUAAAACUGUGAAAGCUCAAAUCUGGGAUACUGCUGGUCAAGAAAGAUAUAGAGCAAUCACUAGUGCCUACUAUAGAGGAGCUGUUGGUGCUCUUUUGGUGUAUGAUAUUGCGAAACACUUGACGUAUGAAAAUGUUGAGCGUUGGCUGAAAGAAUUACAAGACCAUGCAGAUCAGAACAUUGUUAUCAUGUUGGUAGGAAAUAAAAGUGAUUUGAGACAUCUGCGCGCUGUUCCUACAGAUGAAGCUAAGGCAUUUGCGGAAAAAAAUAAUCUGUCUUUUAUUGAAACCUCUGCAUUGGACACCACAAAUGUAGAAGCAGCUUUCCAACAAAUUUUAACGGAAAUCUAUCGUAUUAUCUCCCAGAAGCAAAUUCGAAAUGAUGCUGACAACGAUCCAUCUCCCGGAGGAGAUAACAUAAAACCUAUUAGCAUUCCACCAACAGACAGUCCAGACAUGCGCAAAAAACCUUGCUGUCAAGCAUAGAAACUUUUUUAAGAAAUUGGCCUACAUACAACUUUUUUUGUGCACUUCACUUUCUUUAUUAUAUAUAUAAAAAAAAAAGUUUUUCUUAACUAUAUUUGUGGCCAAAAACAAACAGAAAGAAAUUUACUGCAAAAGCAGCAGCGCCCUUUAUUUUCUUUUUCCUUUUAAAUAAAUGAAAUUGGCCUGUAACUAACAUGAAUAUUCUAUGUUGCAUGGUAUUCUCAUUGCGGAGAGAAUUAAGAAUAAAUUGCAUUGAUUAUCAGAUUAUACGGGUGCAUGCAACCUUUUAUAUAGUGUGACAAAAUGACUGAAUUAACAUGUUGUGUUCUUUUGUGUAUUUGUAAGUAUACUUUAAAGGUGCGUAUUAGUGAAAAGAGCCAUAUAGCUUUACGUUAGGGCUUCAUAUGUAAUAUCUUGUACAGUUCUGAUAAUGUUGUACACAUUUUAAGUAAUCUUAUAUUUUGCCACUGAUAAAUGCUUUAAAAAAAAAGAAGCAAUAUAUAAAAUAUUUCAUUGCGUCCCAAGGUUGCAUGCGUCUCUUCUGGGGGUAAGGGGUAAUAUGCUGUGUUUAAUCAUCUGUAUACAUAGUUCUGUGUUCAUAUACUAAUAGAUUUCUUGCGAUUCGCAGAUACAUUUUCAUCUUGGUCGUGCAUGCAGGAUUAAGAUAAAUUAAUUAUAGAUUGAAGUAUUUUAUAGAUUAUACUCUAUUUUUUGAGAGGAUAUCAAAAUCUUCCAUUGGUUUUAUUAAAAGUCGAACAAGAAAAGAUGUGUUGGGCCUACUUCCUACUAAGAACGUGUUUCUGCUAAGGUUAUAUGAAAUGUUUUUAUGCUGUUUUUUGAUUCAUUGAGCAUAAUAUCAGAUUUUCUACUUGUUGACUUAGAUUCUUAUAUAAUAUGCAAAACUGUAAAAAAUAUUUCUUUUGCUAUCGAAGAAUGCAUUACUUGGGAGCUCUAUAUGAUUGUUUAAAAUUUACUCUUUCAGUGGUUGUUUAAUGACUAAUUUGAGAUUCUUUCUUUUGUGAAGUAGAGUAGAGAAUUGUAAAUGUUGCUAUGACAUUAUAGCUGUGGUAUCUCUACUCUUUUGUCACAUUUCUUCUGUUAAUAAGUGUGAAUACUUUUAAAGCUCACAAUUUAGAAAAACACUUUAAAGUGUCUGCACUGGCUGCAGCUUUACACAACUCUAAAUUCACUUUUACAGAUUAAAAAAGUUUUAGCAUUUUGUAAUUUCAUUAUUUUAAAUUUACAAGAAAUUUUAGUUAUAUUUAAGAAAACUGAACAUUUUUUUUUAUGUAUUGAUAGCUGUGUAUAAUUUUUUUUAUUAAUUAUGAGACUAUUUUAUGCUUUUGUAUUUUUUUUUGUUUGGUUCAUAAUAUAGUUUUAAUAAAAUUUAUAGAUUUGAAGAAGGCCUUUGAUGUUAUAUGCCAUAAAAAUAGUUUUAUGCCACAUUUUGAAUACAUGGGAGAAUAAUAUACAAAAUCAUUCUUCUGCCUGUUUCUGUUUAAUUUAUGUAUAUGAAUAAAAAAAAAAGUUGAUGCUUA